AUUUUCUCCUGUUCAUCCCUCAGGAGCACUAGGAGCACUAUCGACUGCUCCGAAAUUUUAAGAGCAGAGAGAAUCAGCUGCAGUUGCAGAGGAGAGGAAGCAAGAAGGAGAAAAAAUGGAGGUUGGGUUCUUGGGUUUGGGCAUCAUGGGGAAGGCAAUGUCCAUGAACCUCCUUCGACAUGGAUUCAAGGUUACUGUCUGGAACAGGACACUGUCUAAGUGUGAAGAGCUUGUAGAACACGGUGCCUCCAUUGGAAAAACCCCUGCAGAAGUAGUCAAGAAGUGCAAGUACACCAUAGCAAUGUUGUCAGAUCCAUCUGCUGCUCUUUCAGUGGCUUUUGAUAAGGAUGGUGUUCUUGAGCAAAUUUGCAGUGGAAAAGGUUAUAUUGAUAUGUCAACAGUUGAUGCUGAUACUUCAUCAAAGAUCAGUGAGGAAAUUACAAAAAAAGGUGGAUGUUUCCUUGAAGCUCCAGUGUCAGGUAGCAAAAAGCCUGCUGAAGAUGGUCAACUGAUUAUUCUUGCUGCUGGGGAGAAGCAAUUGUAUGAUGAAGCAAUCCCUGCUUUCAAUGUCAUGGGGAAGAAAUCUUUCUUUUUGGGGCAAGUUGGAAAUGGAGCAAAAAUGAAACUUGUUGUCAACAUGAUAAUGGGCAGUAUGAUGAAUGCAUUUUCAGAGGGACUUGUCCUGGCUGACAGAAGUGGACUGGACCAGCAAACCCUUCUUGAUGUAUUGGACCUUGGUGCCAUUGCUAAUCCAAUGUUCAAGCUUAAAGGACCUGCUAUGGUACAGAACAAUUACCCCCCUGCUUUUCCUCUAAAGCAUCAGCAGAAGGAUAUGAGAUUGGCCCUUGCCCUUGGGGAUGAAAAUGCAGUAUCAAUGCCUGUAGCCGCUGCAUCUAAUGAGGCAUUCAAGAAGGCUAGAAGCCUGGGCUUUGAGGACCAUGAUUUUUCAGCUGUUUACGAGGUAGUAAAGGCUCCUGAACAUUCAGCAUAGCCAGUUGACAAGCAUGGUCUGGUACAAAACAAGGGAUAGACAUGCCCCGGCAAUCAUGUCUAAAAACUGUACAUCCCUUAGUGUUUAGUGAAUUGAACACCGUUCAACAAGCUGGAGGUACUGAAAUUGAUUUAUACCCACAUAUAUGGAAGGUCAGGUGAUUUAUGCAAUAUAUAUAUAGCUUGAAUGUUGGCAGCCCACUAUUAGAUAAAAAUUUCAUCUAGCUGGAUUGAUUGGGUCUUUUGGGAAAUCUUUAAGGUAUACCAUUUUGUUUGAAGUUUGAACAA
This is a messenger RNA of Nelumbo nucifera (sacred lotus), 1278 nucleotides long. RefSeq names its product glyoxylate reductase 1 (gene GLYR1). Gene Ontology annotation, molecular function: NAD binding; NADP binding; oxidoreductase activity. Gene Ontology annotation, cellular component: cytosol. NCBI's taxonomy places the organism in Eukaryota, Viridiplantae, Streptophyta, Magnoliopsida, Proteales, Nelumbonaceae. The record is from RefSeq and is a predicted model, not a curated record.